AUGUUACUCGAGGUAAAAUUUAUUCUUUAUACGAUUCUUGCUCGAUUCGAUAAAUAUAUUGGUCCUAUUUUAAUAAAUGUUUUUUCUAAAAUUACACAUUUGGAUGAAAUAAAACAAAUGAAUGCAAAUAUAACAAUACCUAGACGUAGUUCAAUUCGUGAUCGAUUUACAUGUGUUCGAUUAUUUAAUACUAAUAAAUCAUUGAAUCAAUUAGUUUUACAACAUAAAUAUCCUAAUCUUUAUAAUUUGUUAAAAGAUGAGUUUAAACGUGCAUCUGGAAUUUUUCAACAAGAUGGUUUAGCUGUUGCUGCUAAUUAUUCUGUAUUAAACUUUCAAUUACCGGUUAAAGAAUGGAAAAAAAUUGGUGAAUAUGUAAAUAGUACACUUACAAUAGCUGACAUUCAAUGGCCAGGUGAACGAUCAAAACCACCACCAGGCAAACCUAUUAUUUAUUAUUUAAAAGUAGUAACACUUGAAGAACUUCCAUUUGUUAUUCUUAAAGAUCCAUCUAUUGAUGGAAAAUGUCAGCCAGGUUCAGUUAUUUGUCGUAUUGGACCAGAAAAUUCAGGUGCUAAUCAUAGUGAUUCACACCAUUAUCAAUGUUGUUCAGGAUUUUAUAUUGAUAUUUUUAAUAUACUUAAAGAUCGGCUUAAAUUUGAAUUUGAACUUUAUCAAGUUCCUGAUCGAACAUGGGGUGGACGAAAUCCUAUAACUAAUAAAUGGAAUGGUCUUAUAGCUGAACUUCUUGAAAAUCGAGCUGAUUUAACAUUAACAUCACUGAAAGUAACUACGGAACGAAAUGUAGCUAUUGAUUUUAGUGUUCCACUUAUGGAAACGGGUAUUGCUCUAAUUGUAUCAUUAAAACCAGGUGCUAUUUCAACUACAGCGUUUCUUAAACCAUAUGAUUAUCGAAUAUGGGUUCUUAUUUUAUUAGUAACACUUCAUGGUGUUGCAAUAACGGUUUUUCUAUUUGAAUAUUUUCAAAAACGAUUUACUACACAUAUUAUUCAUGAUACCAUGAAGAAUGGACAAGUCGUUUAUAAUAAACCAUGGCAACAUGUUCUUGAUCUUUUUCGACCUGAAACAAAAAAAGAUUUGAAUAUAACAUUUUUUCAAUCUGUUUGGCUCAGUUGGGUUAUCUUAUUUCGAGCACCAGCAAAAAUAAAUAAUCCAAAAGGUUUUACAUCGAAAUUUAUGGCUAAUAUUUGGGCAUGUUUUUGUUUGGCAUUUACGGCUAGUUAUACAGCUAAUUUAGCGGCUUUUAUGAUAACGAAAGAUGAUUAUUUUCGUCUAUCGGGUAUAACUGAUAAUCGCAUUACUAAUCCUCAUUCAUUGAAACCACCAUUUCGUUUUGGAACCGUUGCAAAUGGAGUAAUUGUGUUUGAUUUUUUCUUUUAUAAUUCGAUUCUUCUAAGUGCUUUUUUUUUAGAAUUACAUACAUUUUUAUAUGAUGCAGUUGUACUCGAUUAUUUAAGUGGACAAGAUAGUGAAUGUAAAUUACGUGUUGUUGGAAAUUGGUAUGCAAUGACUGGUUAUGGUAUUGGAUUUCCGAAACAAUCGAAAUUCAAAGAUAUGAUUAAUAAAGAAAUUAUUGAAAUGCAUCAUUCUGGUGAAAUUGAACGUCUUCGACGAUUUUGGUUUACUGGUGCUUGUAAAUCCAGUGGACAUCAACAGUCAAAGACAAGUAGUCAACGAUUAGAUCAAAGGAAUUUUACGUCGGCUUUUUUACUUCUCUGCGGUGGUACUCUUAUAGCCAUUAUUAUUCUUAUUUGUCAAAAUGCAUAUUCACAUUUUGUUACUCGACCAAAACAGAUGAAAAAUGAAAAUAAAAAUCGUCAAGAUUAUAAACGUAUGAUUACCAAUAUUAGACAUAAUCACGACAAUACUCAACGUGAAAAAAUAUUAGAAAAACGUAUUGAAGUAUUACAAAAACGCAUUCGUCAAUUGGAAACAGAAAUAUCAUUGAAAUCAUCAUCGGCACUAUCAGAUGAUAUAAAGAAAACAAAGAAAACUAGACCAUCAUUCUUAGUGUUACCAGUAACAUACACUCCUGAACCAGAAAAAUCGCCUAAACUCGAAAUUGUUUCUUUUUCACCAAUGGACGAAACUAAUACACCGUUGUUACUUGUCGAACAAUUAAAUGCACGAAUAUAUGAAUCCAUUGUUUAA
Messenger RNA from Rotaria sp. Silwood2, 2169 nucleotides. The record is from the annotation of a GenBank genome assembly. NCBI's taxonomy places the organism in Eukaryota, Metazoa, Rotifera, Eurotatoria, Philodinida, Philodinidae.